GAUGGUGUUGUUUCAGGAUCUAUGGCCUUGCAUCUUUUAUUACUGGCCAGCCAUACAUAUUCUACCUUGUGGCUUCCUACUGACCUAGACAUCUAUGUUCCCUUUUGGUCAGAGAACCUCAUAGCCCGUCUUUUGGUUGGUCAGGGAUAUCAUCUGCAUGAGCUGGCUUCUGUUGAUGUGGCUGUGUAUGCAGGGACCUCCAUCCAUUCAGUAUGUGCUUUCUCAAAGGGUUGCUACAAGAUUGAUGUCAUUGUCUCAGUGAAUGCUGCCUGCAUUGUACCUGUUUUCCAGUUUCACACCACUGCUGUCAUGAACUUUGUCUCCACAGAUCACAUAUUCUGUGCUUAUCCUGCUCUUAAAAUGCAGGCAUGCUCUCAUGUCAAUCCCACACUCCUCUAUAAUGGUGGACUGCACUGCAAGGCCAUUGCCCCACUGCAGAAAUACAUGUCAUGUGGUUUC
This is a messenger RNA of Pisolithus orientalis, 459 nucleotides long. RefSeq lists its product as uncharacterized. The annotation marks the transcript as partial. NCBI's taxonomy places the organism in Eukaryota, Fungi, Basidiomycota, Agaricomycetes, Boletales, Pisolithaceae. The record is from RefSeq and is a predicted model, not a curated record. The transcript has a single exon.